Messenger RNA from Dovyalis caffra, 495 nucleotides. The record is from the annotation of a GenBank genome assembly. Lineage: Eukaryota; Viridiplantae; Streptophyta; Magnoliopsida; Malpighiales; Salicaceae.
AUGCAGCAUGGCACUGAUGAAGGUACAGCUUUGGUCAAGAAGGCUGAAGAUGCAGUAAGCAACAAGAAGGCCCUCAAGGAAGCUUUUUAUGUCUUUUGUAACGAAAGUGUUGCCGGAAGUUUGAGUGCAGAAUUUAUAGCAACUUUUUGUGAUAAAAUUCUUAAGAAAGGUGGGAGUGAGAAACUGAGCGAUGAGGCCAGCGAAGAACACUGGAGAAGGUAUGUUGUGCUUUCGUUGCAUGGUUUUGUUGCUCAUGUAGUGAAGCUGCUUACUUAUAUUAGCGACAAUGACUUGUUUGCUGAAAUUUAUAGGAAAAAGCUUGCUCGAAGGCUUCUUUUUUAUAAGAGUGCCAAUGACGACCAUGAGAGAAGCAUUUUGACAAAGCUGAAACAGCAAUGUGGUGGGCAGUUUACCUCAAAAACGAAUGGAUGCCCUUCCUUAGCAACCUCAACAACCUACGUAGAAGCGAGUUCGGGGUUAAUGAUGUCGGAUUAA